Molecule: messenger RNA, 2262 nt
Organism: Chanos chanos (milkfish)
Lineage: Eukaryota; Metazoa; Chordata; Actinopteri; Gonorynchiformes; Chanidae
Gene: nsfa
Product: N-ethylmaleimide-sensitive factor a
Exons: 21
Biological process (GO): Golgi to plasma membrane protein transport; intra-Golgi vesicle-mediated transport; SNARE complex disassembly
Cellular component (GO): Golgi stack
Molecular function (GO): ATP binding; ATP hydrolysis activity
Source: RefSeq, a predicted model, not a curated record
CUCCACCUCCAGGUCGUAAUCUUUUUCAAGACGAUGCAGGCGGCGCGAUGCCCAACAGAUGAGCUCUCACUGACAAACUGUGCCGUGGUCAGUGAGAAGGAUCUGCAGUCUGGACAGCAUGUGACUGUGAAGACCACGCCCAACCACAAGUUUGUGUUCACAGUGAAGACUCACCACUCUGUGGUCCCAGGCACCAUCGCUUUCAGUCUGCCACAAAGGAAAUGGGCAGGACUGUCCAUCGGACAGGAAGUGGAAGUGGCCAAUUACAACUUUGACAAGUCUAAGCAGUGCAUUGGGGCCAUGACCAUAGAGAUCGAUUUCCUACAGAAGAAGAGCACUGACUCCAGUCCAUAUGACUCUGACAAGAUGGCGAGCGAAUUUAUCCAGCAGUUCAACAACCAGGCAUUUACUGUAGGCCAGCAGCUUGUCUUCAGUUUCUGUGACAAGCUCUUUGGCCUGGUUGUGAAGGACAUUGACGCAAUGGAUCCCAGUAUUCUGAAAGGAGAGCCGGCGUCUGGCAAAAAGCAGAAGAUUGAGAUUGGUCUCUUGGUGGGUAACAGUCAAGUGAUUUUUGAAAAGGCGGAAAGCUCCUCCCUCACACUAGUGGGUAAGGCCAAGACCAAAGAGGCUCGUCAGACGAUUAUAAACCCAGACUGGAACUUUGAGCGCAUGGGCAUUGGUGGUCUGGAUAAGGAGUUCUCAGACAUUUUCCGCAGAGCAUUUGCAUCCCGUGUCUUCCCUCCUGAUAUUGUGGAGCAAAUGGGCUGUAAACACGUGAAAGGCAUUCUGCUUUUCGGCCCACCUGGCUGCGGUAAGACCCUGAUGGCCCGGCAGAUUGGGAAAAUGCUGAAUGCCCGUGAGCCCAAGGUGGUCAACGGCCCUGAAAUCCUCAACAAGUACGUGGGCGAGUCUGAGGCCAACAUCAGGAAGCUCUUCGCUGAUGCAGAGGAGGAGCAGAAGAGACUGGGUGCCAACAGUGGCCUACACAUCAUCAUCUUUGAUGAGUUGGAUGCCAUCUGUAAGCAGCGUGGCACUGGGGCCAGCAGCACAGGUGUCCACGACACCGUGGUCAACCAGCUCCUGUCCAAAAUCGACGGCGUGGAACAGCUGAACAACAUCCUCGUCAUCGGUAUGACUAACAGACCUGACCUGAUUGAUGAGGCAUUGAUGAGACCCGGUAGAUUUGAGGUGAAGAUGGAAAUUGGUUUGCCAGACGAGAAAGGCCGUGCUCAGAUCCUUAACAUCCACACGGCUAAAAUGCGCGAGUUCAACCUGCUGGCCUCAGAUGUGGACAUUAAAGAGCUGGCAGUUGAGACAAAGAACUACAGUGGAGCUGAGUUAGAGGGCCUAGUCAGAGCAGCUCAGUCCACUGCCAUGAACCGUCAUAUCAAGGCAACGAACACGGUGGAAGUGGAUAUGGAGAGAGCGGAGAAGCUUCAGGUCACCAGGGCAGAUUUCAUGGGCUCUCUGAACAAUGAUAUCAAGCCAGCUUUCGGUACCAACCAAGAGGACUACUCCAGCUACAUCAUGAACGGCAUCAUCAAAUGGGGAGACGCAGUCACCAGGGUUCUGGAUGAUGGAGAACUGCUCGUGCAGCAGACCAAGAACAGUGACCGCACACCUCUCGUUGCAGUAUUGUUGGAGGGACCUCCUCACAGUGGAAAGACGGCUUUGGCUGCCAAAAUUGCAGAGGACUCCCAGUUUCCCUUUAUCAAGAUCUGCUCACCGGACAAGAUGAUUGGCCACUCUGAGAUCUCCAAGUGUCAGGCUAUCAAGAAGGUCUUUGAUGAUGCGUAUAAGUCGCAGCUCAGCUGUGUGGUGGUUGACGACAUCGAGCGACUGCUAGACUAUGUACCAAUAGGACCACGCUUCUCCAACCUUGUCCUUCAGGCCCUACUGGUUCUGCUGAAGAAGACUCCUCCUCAUGGCCGUAAACUCUUGAUCAUUGGUACUACCAGUCGUAAGGAUGUGCUGCAGGAGAUGGAGAUGUUGGAUGCUUUCAGCACCACCAUCCAUGUACCCAACAUUUCAAGCGGAGAGCACCUGGUGGAGGCACUGGAGCUUCUAAGCAGCUUCACAGAUGCAGAGAGAGCCACCAUUGCCCAGCAGGUGAAGGGAAAGAGGGUGUGGAUCGGCAUAAAGAAACUGCUCAUGCUCAUUGAGAUGUCUCUGCAGAUGGAUCAAGAAUACAGAGUGAGCAAGUUCCUGUCUCUGCUCAGAGAUGAAGGAGCGUUGGAUGAGAACAACCACAUUCGUAUCUAA